This is a messenger RNA of Paramuricea clavata, 1163 nucleotides long. NCBI's taxonomy places the organism in Eukaryota, Metazoa, Cnidaria, Anthozoa, Malacalcyonacea, Plexauridae. The record is from the annotation of a GenBank genome assembly.
AUGGGAAAUUCCGGCCAAUUAGGUUACAUAACAAGCAUAUCUGAGCUGUUAGAUUUUCGAAAGUUUGACUUUCCCUCCGGCGCCGUACUGCAAAAUUUCUCUGUUACUGAAGUUUACAUCAAGAGAGCAAAGAAAUGUUUGUCAAAAGUAAUGAGGUCGCACUGGACGACAGAUCUUGACAUAGAAACACUUGAAUUAAGACGGAGUUUGGCAAGCUUAGCCGAACUCCAAACUGUGAUACCCUUCCAUAUACCACGUUAUAAGAUUAUAUUGGACGAAUGCAAAAACAAAUCGCCUGUUGUUAGCGCAACGAAUCUUACAUUUGCUACCCGAUUCCUAGCAGUAUUUAUGUUUUUUAAAGUUAAAGGCUGUAGGCCUAUGACGUAUCUGCAUUUGACGGUUAGCAUGUUUGAGAGUGCAAAACGAAAUAAAGGAAUGGUCGAUCAAACCACAUUCAAAACUGCCAAAAAGUAUGGCUUUGAUUCCUUAUAUUUUGACGAAAUUAGUUUGGAUGUUGUUGACAAUUACGUUCGCUAUGUUAGGCCAUUGCUGCAACCAAGGUGCGACUAUUUGCUCGUCAAUCGUAAUGGCAUUCAAUUUCAAAAAUUAACAGAAAUCUAAGUAUAUUAGUCUUUCAGGCAAUCGGAAAAUACGUUCAUCCCACAAGAUACAGGCAAAUCAUUGAAACUGAAAGUGUGCAAAUCCUCAAUGUAGAGGAGCAGAAGUUGGUUUCUGAAGAUCAAAAACACAGUUCGAAUGUCGCCCGAGUCCAUUAUCAGAAAUUGCGUUCUCGAGAUGUAGCUAUCAAAGGGCGAACAUGUAUGGAAAAAUUGCGUGGCUUACACGGAGCAGAAAUGGACACUUGCGUUGAACAGUUAAAACAAGAACAUUGUUCCGAACACAAAUCAAAAAGUGAUAACGAAACCACUCCCAUACCACAAACAACGACAGAAAAGGUUUCUGCCGAGAAACGCAAACCCCUGAGAUUCACGAAAGAAGAGGAUCAAUUUAUAGAAAGGGGAAUUAAAAGAUUUGGUGCACGAUGGUGCACAAUCCUACGACAUACAGAAUAUAACUUCCAACUGGUAGAGAAGCUAGGUCACUUAGACUUCGUGCAAUUCAACAAAAACUUAUGUAGUGUAUUUCACUCGUGUACCUUGUAA